Apis mellifera (honey bee) is the source of this 1569-nucleotide messenger RNA. RefSeq lists its product as uncharacterized. The record is from RefSeq and is a predicted model, not a curated record. NCBI's taxonomy places the organism in Eukaryota, Metazoa, Arthropoda, Insecta, Hymenoptera, Apidae. The transcript has 2 exons. Bases 16 to 423 code for a protein of 135 amino acids.
UCGGGAAACCAGCUGAUGGCCGCCGUUUGCGUUUCGCCUUCUUCAGUUACCGUUGGACCGUUGGUGGUGGUGGUGGCGCGCUCCGCCGGAUCCGCGCUCCGUCCGUCCAAUCGUCUCCGAUUACCGCCGUCACUCCUCCGCCAGAACUCCCCUUUAACCCGUUCUUGGACAGGAGGAAACAGCAUCGAGAUGAUACCGGAUUCGGAAAGCGUUUGUCAAACGUCCGAGGCUGCGGUCAGGAGCACGGACGACGUGUAUCGCAAGAUUAAAAACGUGGCGGAAGGGGAAGCGGCCUCGGUCACCGCUUGGAAGCGAUAUCAGCAACUGGUGGCGAUAGUCGAGUCAAGGGGAGGAAAGUUCAACCGGAAGUCGAUGAUCGAGGCGAUAUUUCGCGGCAACGAUCUCGUAUACGCGAGCCAUUGAUCUUUCCAUCUAUCGAUCUCGUUCCAGAUACACAACAAGUUGCAAUUUCUUUACCAAAGCAUCUCUAUAUAUAUAUAUAUGUAUAUGUAUAACAAUAGCGUAACGAUUUUCGUCGAAAGGAUUUUGAUCGCUAGAAUGGGUUCGAGAGAACGAAAAUAAUGUGACGUAUCGUCGACGAGAGUGAAUUGUGACAACGAUCUCGUCGACGUUGUUACUCCUUUCGAUUCCAAUGAUGGUCUGCCGGCGAAUGUAAUUAGAUGUAUAACCGAAUAACCAAUGCCAAACGAUGUGUAAUUGCUAGUCAUAACUAAUAACAAACGCAGCGUAUACGUAGGUCGAUAGGAUAAUUAAGCGAUUAAGGGGCGUGCACGUGUGAUCUAUUUGACAAAUUUGUUGUUAUUGUUAUUAAAUUAAUAACGAAGGGAGGAAAAGAAGAAAAGAAUACAUCUGUAUAUUAUAUAUGUACACGUCUCAAUCGCGUAUCUAAGGGUAGCUGUGAGAAGAGAUUUCAUUUCGAUUGAAUCGAUAACCGAUCGAAAGAUUUCGUCGUAAUUUUUUAUAAAUUUUUCUUCGUAAAGAGAUAUAUAUAUAUAAGCUUCUUUUUUCUUGUCACUUCUUUCUCACAAUUGCAUCGUAGAAAUAAAUCUUUUUCUUUAUAUACGUAUAUAUAUAUAUACAUAUAUGAAAAAAGGAAAAUCUAGUCUAGCUCGUUAUUAUUAAAAUUAAUAAUUAUAAAAUCCGCAUGUAUAUUUUUCGCGCAGCAGGGAAUGAAAAAUACACCAGCGAUACAGCAAAUCUCUGCCACAUACGCAUAUAUUGUAUAUAUUUAACGAAUUAAAUAGCGACACAUACGCAUAAAUGUACAAGAUAUAUACAAUACGAUCUCCAACGCGCGAUAAUCGUAAAAUGUUUCGUUUGCGGGGAAACGUGAUGCGGAAUUUCACGAUCGAUGCAAUCGCGUAUACUUUAUGUAUAUUUUACACUGUUGUUCGCAUCUCUGUUUAAAUUUCGUCCAACAUCCAUUACUACUACUUAGUGAAACUUUGCCUUGUCGCAUGUUCUCGAUCCCACGAGUCGAUUACGUCGAUCGAUCGUGUCGAUUUACAUUGACGCAAUAUAUUAUUAUUAUAUAUUAUUAUUACAUUA